Molecule: messenger RNA, 666 nt
Organism: Guillardia theta CCMP2712
Lineage: Eukaryota; Cryptophyceae; Pyrenomonadales; Geminigeraceae
Exons: 8
Coding region: 1-666 (221 amino acids)
Source: RefSeq, a predicted model, not a curated record
AUGCCCUCAAGGAAAAAUAUGGAUUGGAUCUUUCGAAUUCUGCAGAUGAGGACGUCCAAGGUGACUUACGGAGUCUACUAUGCUGAUGCGUCCUCACGAAAUGCAACAGAGACAACAACCAUUGAUAGCUUUCUUAUGACCCCUCCCUUGAAGUCAAGCUCAUUGGAGGAGUUGGCUGUUCCAGAUUUGGCGAAUGAGGCUUCUGAGCGGGAAGACGUAAACUUUGAACAAAAUGUCCUAGGAGAGCUUUCGCUGACUGAGGAGGAGUACACUGCUGUGAGUCUCUAUGUGAAGACAGACGAAAACGCUGAACCGACACGGAUCAAUGUUCCUGUCCUUGUGAAUGCAGCGAAAAGUGAGAGAAGCAACAACGUGGAGGUUUUGAGGGGUCAGGCGAGCAGAUUCGCUGCGCUCGAGCUGCCUGAGACUCGGAUACCCAACCGACGCUGUCAGAACCUCCCACGCCCCUUCUCGUGCGCGUGCGGGUCUGUCAAGGUCACUCUCUUGGCUCCUCCCGACUACGCGAUCCGCUGCCACUGCGAGACCUGUCGCGAGAUGCAUCAGGAGGCCAGCGUGGGGCUUGUCUUGUAUUUGGAUCCAGCAAACGUGGUGUGCAAAGAAGGAAACGAAAGUUUGACGGAGUACCGGUAUCACCUCGCUGUCUAA